Molecule: messenger RNA, 1638 nt
Organism: Mesorhabditis spiculigera
Lineage: Eukaryota; Metazoa; Nematoda; Chromadorea; Rhabditida; Rhabditidae
Source: the annotation of a GenBank genome assembly
AUGGCCAGCCCGAACAUCGGCCAGAACCUGAAUUAUGGCGUCGUCUGCUCGAAGGCCACCAGCGGCACGCUGUUCGUCCGCUUCAUCCACGGCCAGCUCAUGCUUAGCCCGCAGAGCCAAAACAUGGCGGCAAAAGGACCGGCGGCCAAGAUCGGCGAUAUAGUCGCUUUCUCGUGGCAAAAGUAUCCGGACCUUGAUGCAUGUGUGGGCGUCAUCGAUCGUUACCAAGUCGUCCCACCGGAAAAGCAGAAGAACUCGUUCAGGGCCUACCUUCGCACGACGAACGGAGCCACCGGGCCGAGCGUCGUGGUCUCGUGCGAAUUGCGCUAUCUGCGAAAAGAAGACGGGGUUUCGACCUUCAUCAAUGAGUAUCUCGGCAAGGUCUACGAUGACAGGCGAAAGAUCCACAACAACGCACUGACGGAGAAUGGGAUCUAUCAAUGUCUCAUCUCGCGCUUCGACGACCCUCGCCAGAAGCUGCACUAUUGGAUGGUGGUUCACUGUCAGUUCUUCCCCGAGACGAUCCUGAAAGGGCCUUUCCCCGGAUACGCGACUCGUCUCCCGAGUAGUGAGCAUGCGUUCGUUUGGCCUACUACCGGAUACAGCAAGCGCCCGAUCCAAAUCACGAUGGAGACCAUGAGCGGAUUUCACGAGUCGAAUCUGGGCCGCUUCGUCAACUAUUGGCUGAUCCCGAAGAGUCAAACGAUCGGUUUGAUGCGGAUCGCCGACGCUCAACCACCGCUGCGUCGAGACAACAAUCUGUGCCUGGUGUCCAUCUUGUGCACGUACACCGGCCAGAAAAACAGGAUGGGGACCUGCGAUGUGCUUCGGUCGGAUUUGUAUCACUGGAUCGAGGAUCGUCAUGGCGUUGCAAGGAACAUCGGUAUGAGUUCUGGCGACACGGCCCACUUUUGGUGCAUGCUUGAUGUGAGCUCGACAAACCCCGGCUACGCUGAUUGGGUGAUUCACGAGUUGGAUACGGAGAGGAAAAAGGAAGUGCGUAAGGACAAUCGCAAACUGGAGGGCCCAAAGAAGAAUAUGGCCGCGGGAUCCAGUGUUGGCCACUACGCCUCGAAGCGGGACGGGAUUUCCUACGAUCUUCCUAGUCUGGAGCAGCAAGAUCAUCAAGGCUUCGACCCCUACGCGCCGCUUGACGCCUAUUCGCACCAGCUGGACUACAAUCCCGUGGCCGAGGACACGCAUUCGGGCCAGAUCAAUGAUUGGUUGGAUAAAUCGAAUGCACUGUGGGAACGGGUCUCGCUGCCAAACAAUGGGCUCAUGCAACAAGAUCCUGAGGCUGAUGACCCGUGGAACUCGAUCGAAGACAUCCUGGAAGAUGCCGUCAAGCGCACCGAAAAGCGAACAGAUGUCUUUCCCUCAGUUGGACUUGAUGGGCAUGUGGCGCAGGAUCAUCCAAUGAAAUUGGCAGCCCCCAAUGCUCUCAAUUUGCUGCCCGGCCCUCAGCCUCCCACGCCGGACCAUCGCGAUGCUUCCGAACUGGAAGACGCUGAGGGCUCGAACAAGCGCCUUAUCACCGUCAUCCGCCAGCUCUUCAAGGACCCGAAGGUGCGCCUCGCCUCGCGCCAAAGCGACUCGACGCUCUUCGGCGAGCUGACCGAACUCCUCGCCUUCACCCAA